CCUGGGGCGGACUGACCAUUUGGAAACUCGGGCACUGCCCGAGGGCCCGGGGUCAGUAGGGGGCCCCAUGAGAUGCCCCUGGUACCUUUUUCAUAGGCUUUUUUGAGUUUGGGCAAGGACACAGGGGGCCCCAUGAUCCCCAAUUGCCCGGGGGCCCCAUGCGUUGUUAGUCCGCCCCUGCUUCCGCCCCUGAUUGAGGUUUUUUUUUUUUCAUGUGAGCAGCACAGGGCCAAUCAGCACUGUCCAGACAGAGGU
Messenger RNA from Staurois parvus, 255 nucleotides. The record is from the annotation of a GenBank genome assembly. NCBI's taxonomy places the organism in Eukaryota, Metazoa, Chordata, Amphibia, Anura, Ranidae.